Cottoperca gobio is the source of this 3234-nucleotide messenger RNA. RefSeq names its product Kell metallo-endopeptidase (Kell blood group) (gene kel). NCBI's taxonomy places the organism in Eukaryota, Metazoa, Chordata, Actinopteri, Perciformes, Bovichtidae. Gene Ontology annotation, cellular component: plasma membrane. The coding region runs from base 384 to 2750 and encodes 788 amino acids. Gene Ontology annotation, molecular function: metalloendopeptidase activity. The record is from RefSeq and is a predicted model, not a curated record. Gene Ontology annotation, biological process: protein processing. The transcript has 18 exons.
CAUUCAAUGCGAUGUAACAAUGUUUCAGCAAAAGCAAUUUGUUGGCCUCAACGUACCGACGCAGGCCUUCUGCUCUGCGGCCUUUAACCCCCCUGCACACAGGAGGGACAGAAGAGUUCAUGUUUCUCCUGCGUACCACCAAACAUCCCCGUGCACGUGGCAGAGUAGAACCACUGUCUGCUUGAUUAUCUGUGAGAGGAGAGGAAGAUGUACUCUGCAGAGUUUUUAUCAGAGCGUCAGAUGAGGAGAGAAGUGGGUGAUGAAGAGAGAUAGAGAGCUGAGAUGACAGCUGUUUGACGGAGGCACACGUGAAACAUCAAAUGUAAACGACAGAAGAUGCAACACGCUGGAGAGACACAGAGCAACACAUCCAUCUACCAAGAAUGAGUGAAACUCCAAAAGAGCUUGAGCCUCAGCUUUCAGUCCAGCCAUCGUCCCAGCCAGAACCUGAGAGGAGGCUUCAGCUGCCACUCCCCUCCCAAGACCCCCACGACACCCGUCAACACACUCAGCUCCAGCUGUCAGAGUCUGAGCCCGAGCACCAGCACCAAGCACCGCCAGUGUGGAUAAACCAUCGCCGGGGGCUCCUCUUUCUGGGGUUCAGCGUGUGUGCUGCUAUUCUGGGACUUAUUUGCUAUAAGCAUCGUCAUCUCCUAAAUAGGAGCAACAACCAGGAAGGCAAAGUGACUCCAUGUCUCUCCCCUGCCUGUCAGUGGGCCUCGGCUCAGCUGUCCAUGUCCGCUGAUCCCUUCACGCAGCCCUGUGAUUACUUCUUGUUCACAUGUGGAUCUGACAGACUCUCAGCAGACAGUGGGGGGAGGCAGAGAGGUCAGGGCAUCCCUGGACAUCCACAGAACCAGAAGGAAACGGCUGCGUGGCCGAAGAGACGAGGACAGAGUGGAGCGAGAGACGACAGAGGACUGAGAGGGGAGAAGAUCCUGGACAGAAGAAGUGUGCUGCUGCAGUAUCUCAGGGAGAUGCUGGAAUCAAACGACAGACCGGGUCGUGCAGCGGUGCAGAAGGCCAAAGCAUUUUACCAUUCCUGCCUGGACACUAAAUCCAUAGAGACUGCUGGAGCAGAGCCCUUCCUCACACUCGUUCAGAACCUGGGAGGCUGGGCCGUGUCAGGCCAGUGGAAUCGCACUGACUUCAACGCCACGCUGAGCCUGCUGAUGAGAGACUACGCCACCUUUCCGUUCUUCAACCUCUACGUGGGUAAAGACCCAAAUGAAAUUGCGCGCGGGACAACCAAAAGAUACAUACAGAUCGAUCAGCCAGAUCUGUUGAUCCCGAUCGAAUGGAACAGCAAGACACUGAAGUCUCAAGCUAAAACUCAGACGCUACUUCCCUUCUUGGCUUCCUGUCAGAGGUACCUGGCACUGCUGGGGGCCCCGUCCAGCAGCAGCAUGAUCCACGUGGGCACGUUCAUCUCUCUGUCCUCUGAGCUCGCUGUGUCGGCCGCACCUCUGCACCAUCGCCACACACAAGGACAGCUGUAUCAGCGCAUGACCAUCAGAGAGCUGCAGAGCAAGGCCCCUGCCAUUGAUUGGCUGGCCUGUCUGCAGGCCGCUUUCCAUCCCCUGCUCCUCAUCGAAGACGAUCAGGUCCUUCUGCAUAACUCACUCUACAUCGUGCAAAUGUCCCACAUCAUCGGCAAAUGGCUGAAGAGGCACGAGCUGAGCACCAGCAGCCCCGUUCAUACCUACAUGCUCCUGAAUCUGCUGCACACCCUGAUGCCUGCUCUGGACUCCAGGUUUACUGAAACGGAGAAGAACUUGUCGUUGGCUCUGGGUAACACUGACGAGGGCGGCCCUCGUUGGAAACGCUGUGUGCUGGAGACCGAGAGAGGAUUUGACUCAGUUCUUACACACCUUCUCAGGGAAAGGACGGCACACAGAGAGGCAGAGGAGAUUAUUCAGAAUAUCUUUUCCUCCUUCAAAUCCAAAUUACGUGAGCUCAAGUGGACAGAUCAGAAGUCGUUCCGGUUCGUCAUGAGAAAGGUUCAGUCUUUAAUCCCAAGACUUUGGACUACAAGAGAGAUUUCCAGUGAGGCUGAGAUUGACCAGCUUUUUUCCAAGGUGACAGUCGGCACUCACGGCUUCUUCUCCAACUACGUCCAGCUACUGUCUCUGUGGCAAAAGAGACGCAGGCGACUCCUGACUGAGCAGGAUGAGGCGGCUGACAUUCUGUCCGUCACACCAUUUCUCCUCGGCGAUGAGCUCCUCUUUCCCAUGGGAAUGUUUCUCCCUCCUCUCUUCCAUCCUAACUAUCCUAGGGCAAUGAAUUAUGGUGUACUGGGUUUCCUCACUGCCAAAGAUAUCCUGCACCUGCUUCUGCCUGACAUUUACUCUCAGAGUGAGACAGUGCAUGAUGUGGGGGAGUGUGUGUGGGAUCACUACCUCACCGCGACAGAGAAAGCGGGACGAGGAGCGUUCUCUCUGUCAGCAGCGCAGCAGCAGGAGGUGUGGGUGCAGUACUCUGCACUGCAGAUCGCAUUGCAGUGUUUUCCUCAGGCGUAUCAUCAGAGUCUAAAGAAUGAUCCGGAGGACACGUCCAUCUCAGGAUUAUCACACACUCGUCUGUUUCUCACAUCUUUUUCUCAGGUUAACUGUGACUCAGACCCGUACCGUGAAUUCAUGCCGUUGGAGCCUUCCUUCUUGAUUACAGUGAUUUGUGCCAAUUCCGACCUGUGUCCCACGAGCCUGCAGUGUGCCAAUAAAACCCAGCAGCAUUCAUUUCAAACAUGCUGAGUUCACUAAUCUGAAGACUAACAACCUGCAGGUUUUGUUUUUGUAGUUACUGAUUAUUAUGCACUUAUGUAUGUUUACAAACUGUUGUUAAAAAGAUAGCAUAUUUAUUAUAAGAGAUCUUUAUGGUGAGAGUAGUUACAGUAUGUGCAGGUAAAACAAACAUUUUGUAUCAGUAGUUGUGUUUGGAUUUUACAUAAAUUGCACACGCUGUUACAUAAUCAUAUAUGUGAAAUAAACACCGUUUUCACAUCAUGUUUCACAACUAUACUUUAUAGAAGUAACAUGAAGCAUGCUUUGUUUUAUGUAUUGUUAAAAAGUAUUUCAUGUGUUAUGGAAUUGGCUGUACAGUAUUGCUGUUCCUGUUUUAAUGUAUUUUAUGUGUCUUUAUUACACCAGCCCAGGGACUACAAUUGAAAAUGAGCCACGCACAAUGUGCAUUGUCCCUGUAACUUUAAACUGUAUAAAUAAAAUAUAUUACAAUGUU